This is a messenger RNA of Thrips palmi, 1319 nucleotides long. Its product is annotated as protein mono-ADP-ribosyltransferase PARP10-like. Gene Ontology annotation, molecular function: NAD+ poly-ADP-ribosyltransferase activity. The record is from RefSeq and is a predicted model, not a curated record. The transcript is spliced from 4 exons. Lineage: Eukaryota; Metazoa; Arthropoda; Insecta; Thysanoptera; Thripidae. Bases 496 to 1230 code for a protein of 244 amino acids.
GUUGCACCACUGCGCACCCUGCUUCGCGGAGGAGGCCAACAUGCGGGGGGCGGUCCGUGAGCCACCUUAGCCGCCUGGCCGCCCUGAGGACUGAUUCCGAGAGUCGUUUUCGUCGCUCUGUUAAUCUCACACCUAUACGGGGCGCCCCGUAAGUGCGAGGGAGACAGAGCGACGGAAAUGACUCUCGGAAUCGCUCUGCUGGCCGCUUGCGGACGGCCCCCCGGGUGAGGACCAGUGAGGACGAUGGCCGCCGCUGUCGACAACAGUGCGACUGGGCACCGCCUUGCACCGCCGACUCCACCGUAUUGUUCAUCGUUCGGACCCAGCGGCAGUGUCUCCAGUCUCUAGUCUAGCGCACCCGUCCCGUCGUGAAGGCGUCCUGCGGAGGUUCGAAGUCGAAGCCCGUUCAAGGUUCGAGGACGACAGCGGCGUUGCGGGGCGACGAGGACUGCAGCUGAGCAAGUGCCGGCGAGUUGAUCGAGUCUGUCAACGGCCAUGGCGGUGGUGGAGAGGACCAAAGUGCAUGCGGGGACAGCCGAGUUCCAGGACGUUUCUGAGUUUUUCGAGUCGAGAAACGUGGUGCACGGCAAGAAGCUGCAGGUGGUGUCCAUCGAGAGGGUGCACAACGGCGCCCUGGAGCAGCGGUUCAAGGACAAGACGCAGGAGUACAAGCAGACGUUCGGCCAGGUCAGGAUCGUGAGGGCGUGGCACGGCACCAAGAAGCUCAACGUGGCGCCCAUCCUGCGGAACAACUUCGACGUCACCAAGCACGGGCAGAGUGUCGGCCACCGCUUCGGCGCGGGCGUGUCCUUCUCCAGCAUGUCGGGCUACGCGUCCAACUACUGCGACAAGACCCACUCGGCCUGCAUGCUGCUGGCCAACGUGCUCGUGUCCAACGUCGUGGAGGUGCCCGAGAACACGGGCAGCAGGGUGCCGCGCGAGCCGCCCUUCCUGCCCGGCCGCUACCCGCUGCGCUACGACACCACGGCCAAGAACAAGGACACCAUGGACGUGUUCGUCAAGUUCGACAAGGACUCCUUCCUGCCCACCCACGUCGUCAACUUCAGGCGCUGCGCCGCGCCCAUCCUCUACAGCUACGAGGAGGAGGACGAGGAGGACGACGACGACAAGUCCGUCACGGACACGGACAGCGACUACCAGGUCGACGACAACUUCGACGACUACAACGCUUUCUACGGCUUCGGCGCGGCGGACGACGAAGACGACUAGCUGGCUGAGUCAGCACCCCUAAACGCGCGGCUCCUCUUUCACUUGUUUUACUCGUUUUACUUGCUGACGUGGGCGGCGGCGGUCGUCCG